Molecule: messenger RNA, 2168 nt
Organism: Equus caballus (horse)
Lineage: Eukaryota; Metazoa; Chordata; Mammalia; Perissodactyla; Equidae
Source: RefSeq, a predicted model, not a curated record
AAGUGAGUAAACACAUUAGUCCCUAUAUAUUAUAUUUGGCUUUCAUUGUUCAUAUUAAUUGUAAAAACAAUUUUUCAUAUAUUUGUGAAAUAAUGUAGUCACAGCCCACUGCAAGGUGGGAACUUGAUUCUGUCACGGCGAGUGGAAAGGACCAUAAACAUUGAAGUUGAGGAUGAGUCAAAUCUUGCAUUAUUAAAGCUUCCAUCUUAAGGGAGAAUGCAUGCCUAAAUUAGCGCUGUUCGGAUGUACUGUUUUGCACUCAGGACGUUGGUGUCCAAGCUUUUAACCGCUUCUCUGAGACAACUUGCUGGCUUAGGUGAGAAAGGCACAUCGCGAACCAGGGUUCAAGCCUCUGAACCUUAGAGGAGAGGCGGACAGGGGGCGCUACUGGACAAUCUGAGUCCCUCAAGAGGAUUGUGGGACUUGUAGUUUUUUCUGCAUCACUUUAGCUUCAUGAACUACAUUUCCCAGAAUGCAAAUAGGGCCGGUCAGUCCCACUGUCGGGGCGUACGGUGUCCUUUAAGCUGUGAAAGUGUGAAAGAAUGAGGAUGAGCUUUGGGUUGACUUUCAGGACAGCAAAAGGCCACUGGCUGGUGAACCUCAGCCGGCAGUGCUCACAUGGAUCCACUGGGUUAUUUGUGCCACCAAGUCCUCCUCUGGACCCUGAGAAAGUCAAAGAGCUACAGCGCUUCAUCACCCUUUCCAAAAGACUCCUAGUGAUGACCGGGGCAGGAAUCUCCACUGAGUCGGGGAUCCCAGACUACAGGUCAGAAAAGGUGGGACUUUAUGCCCGCACUGACCGGAGGCCCAUCCAGCAUGGGGAUUUUAUACGGAGUGCUCCAAUCCGCCAGAGGUAUUGGGCAAGAAACUUUGUGGGCUGGCCCCAGUUCUCCUCCCACCAACCUAACCCUGCACACUUGGCUUUGAGCAACUGGGAGAGACUCGGCAAGCUGUACUGGUUGGUGACCCAAAAUGUGGAUGCCUUGCACACCAAGGCAGGGAGUCAGCGCCUGACAGAACUCCAUGGAUGCAUGCACAGGGUCCUCUGCUUGCAUUGUGGUGAACAGACUCCCCGCGGGGUGCUGCAGGAGCGGUUCGAGGUCCUGAACCCCACCUGGAGUGCCGAGGCCCACGGCCUGGCUCCCGAUGGCGAUGUCUUUCUCACAGAGGAGGAGGUCCAGAACUUUCAGGUCCCGUCCUGUGCUCGAUGUGGAGGCCCCCUGAAACCAGAUGUCGUUUUCUUCGGGGACACAGUGAGCGCUGACAAGGUUGACUUUGUACACAGGCGUGUCAAGGAAGCCGACUCCCUCUUGGUUGUGGGAUCGUCCUUGCAGGUGUCUGACUUGGUUGCAGGGGGUAACUGUCCCUUUUGGGGGAUAGGGAGCCCUGGAGAGGCUCCCCUCCUGGUUUCUCUCUUUAUGCAUCUAGAAAGCUCUUACCUGGCUCUUCUCCUGGUACAGGUGUACUCUGGUUACAAGUUUAUCCUCACUGCCUGGGAGAAGAAGCUACCCAUUGCAAUACUGAACAUUGGGCCCACACGGUCGGAUGGCUUGGCAUGUCUAAAACUGGAUUCUCGUUGUGGAGAGUUGCUGCCUUUAAUAGACCCACACUGACCACAGCCUGAUGUUCCUGCGCCGGAAACUGGAAUUUCCACUUGAAUCCUGCUGCUAAAGAUCCCUAAGAAUUCAUCCCUUCUUCCUCGAACUAAUGGAAGCUCACUGAGGGCAGCCUGUGGAGGGCAGCAAACCAACAUCUCUCUGCCAGCCUGUCUCUGAACUGGGCCGGUUUCAGAGCCAAGCAGUUAAGUUCUUCAGGCUGAUGAGAUUUGCCCCUGAAGAAAGACUUUUUCAGAGCAGCAGCUUCUCUUGAUAGGAAAACUGCUUUCUCUUCCUUUUUAUCUCCCCAGGUAGAAGAAAUGGCCUGGUUAAUAUGUAGGCCAGAAUGGUCUUUGGAGUGCUAAUGUAGGGAUUUCACUAAUGUAGGGUGUGAGGGGAGAAGGAAAUGACUUAAUUUAUAAUCUCAAAUGCUUAAAUGUUUUUAACUGAAGCAUUCUGAUACAUUUUUUUUUUUGAAAAGAUGAGCAAUGGUAUGAAUGAAUUUUUUUUAACCAAGGAAUAAAGGAAUCUUUUUUUUUUUUCCUUUUUCUCCCCAAAGCCCCCCGGUACAUA